Necator americanus (New World hookworm) is the source of this 387-nucleotide messenger RNA. RefSeq lists its product as uncharacterized. The coding region runs from base 1 to 387 and encodes 128 amino acids. NCBI's taxonomy places the organism in Eukaryota, Metazoa, Nematoda, Chromadorea, Rhabditida, Ancylostomatidae. The transcript has a single exon. The record is from RefSeq and is a predicted model, not a curated record.
AUGGAGUUUGAGAAAUCGUGGGAGUACAGGAACCCGCGGAAAGCCUAUGCUCAACCAAAACAUUAUAGCGGCAAAAUGAAAAGAUGUUCUCCUGUCUUCAACACUGCCAAUGGAGUAGUUGUCGGUGAAGCAACCCUUCCAAUUUGUAGAGAGACCUUGCUGAACCGGCUAGCACCGUCAGCUCCUGAACUCGAGCACGUUCAUAGAUCGACAUAUGCAGUUAACGAGGAGCCACCGACAGAGUCGGAGGUUCUAGUCUGUGUUCAAAAAAUGAAUAAUGAAAAAUCUGGUGGAGACGACGGGAUUAGCGCAGAAAUGCUAAAAUCUCUUCAUCCGUCUGGGAUUCGUGAGAUGACAAAGAUCAUUACUUCAAUAUGGAUAGACUAA